This is a messenger RNA of Guillardia theta CCMP2712, 925 nucleotides long. RefSeq lists its product as hypothetical. The annotation marks the transcript as partial. Lineage: Eukaryota; Cryptophyceae; Pyrenomonadales; Geminigeraceae. The transcript is spliced from 5 exons. The record is from RefSeq and is a predicted model, not a curated record.
CAUGGCACGCCGAGCGGCUGUUGCGUCUGCGCUCCUCCUCCUCGCCCCCGCCACCGAGGCCUUCGCCCCCUCUGCGGGCGUUGCUGCUCGUCUCGGCCUCAGGAGCAAUGCUGCUGUUAGCCGCAGAGCCACCGUCGUUGCCCCCCGUAUGGCCAUGGACGUGAACCACAUUGCUGAGAGUGCCCAGUCCCUCCUGGCUGCUGUGCCCAACGUUCCCUUCGUCGACGAGGUUACUGGCGAGGCCCAGGGCUUCACUGCUCCCAAGAACCACUUCGCCUCGGUGAUUGGUCUCUGGGCUCUCUUUGCCCUUCCCGUCUGGUCUGCUGCCUACAAGCAGGCUGGAUGUGACACCCCUUCCUGGUUCGGUGUCUCCCAGGUUUCCGAGGAUGCCCCUGGAAUUGGCCUCGUCGCCAAGGCUGCCCCUGUUUACGAUGGUCCUUCCUUCCGUGAGGGACUCGAGUAUGUCCUUUCCUUCUUGUGGAAGCCCCCUAUCCUCAUCGCCUGGAGACCCCGUGCCGAUCUUGACCGUGAGAACAUGGACCCGGCCCGUGACACCGUUGUCUCCUCCCUCUACAAGUCCCUCGGUGGAGCCCUCGAUAAGACUGCUAUCUACGAUGAGGAGGACCAGCUCCUUAUUCUUUCUGACAUCGAGGAGUUCCCCUCUACUCCUCUCGGUGAGCGCCGCUUCGCUAUCGCCGAGGCGGCUGGCUGGAUGACUGGCAACCCCUCCUUUGGCAAGUCCCUCAUCGAAUUCUCCGAGGAGACCAGGAAGGGCAAGAAGCAGGCCGGCACUGUUACCAUCUCUGCUGAGGAGCUCCAGAGACUUCGUGCUGAGGCUGCCAAGAUGAAGUAAAUGAUCUAGAUAUAUUAUUGAGGCAUAUGCUGUCAGAAUUGUGAAAAUAAAAUGAAAUUCUGUGUUGAGCAU